Molecule: messenger RNA, 1797 nt
Organism: Puntigrus tetrazona (Sumatra barb)
Lineage: Eukaryota; Metazoa; Chordata; Actinopteri; Cypriniformes; Cyprinidae
Exons: 8
Coding region: 296-1297 (333 amino acids)
Biological process (GO): interleukin-15-mediated signaling pathway; T cell activation; positive regulation of ERK1 and ERK2 cascade
Cellular component (GO): external side of plasma membrane; membrane raft
Molecular function (GO): MHC class II protein binding; protein tyrosine kinase binding
Source: RefSeq, a predicted model, not a curated record
CUCUACAAAAAUAGGUUUUACUUUAUUCAACAAUUAAACAAAAACGUUUUGGCUGUGAUGUCUUAAUGUAAAAUGUGGAACAUAAAAAGAAGACGAUUUGAGAAAUGUCUAUUUUCAUUUAAGUACUUAUUUUAUACAAAGUGGAUCAAUUGUAACGAAAACAGUCUUCUUACAUGUUUUGUCGUGGAAGUGAUAUAGGUUUAAACACUCAGAGAUCAGAGGAAGUGAACGAACACAGGAAGAGCUGAGAGUAUUUAAAGAAAGAGUUGAAGAGGAAGACUGACAGAAAGAGAAGAUGUCUGAUAAGUGUGAUCUGUGUCUGCUGGGACUCAUCUUUCUCUCUUCACUUCUCACAGGUAUCAGUGAAGUAGAUGAUCAUGUGUUCAUCAGUUCUGGAGAAAAUGUCAGUCUGUCCUGUAAUAAUGCUCUUCAUGACUGUACAUCAACUGUAUGGAUAUAUAAUAACAGACAUUCAGCAUCAGUUGAACUGAUUGCUGGAGGAAUAAAGAAGAAAGACACAGAGAGACAUGAGAGACUGAGUCUGGGGUCUGACUGCUCUCUGAACAUCAAGAACAUCACAGAAGAAGAUUCUGGACUUUACACCUGCAGACAAUAUGUGAAUGGACAACAACAUGGAGCUGAUGCUUGUGUUUAUCUGCAUGUUCUUCAGAUGUCUUCAUCAUCUUCAUCAUCCUCACAGACUGAGAUCAGUGCAGACUCUGUGACUCUCUUCUGUCAGCUGUAUUUAUAUUCAUAUACUAGAGACUCUUGUGAUUGGAUCAGUUCUGAGAGAAUUGAGGUGUUCUGGGUGAAUCAGGCUGGUGUUAAACUGAAGAGAUCAGACUCCAGAGAUCAGAUAUUAUUCUCAUCAAAUCAGUGUAUCAUCAGACUGACUACAACACUCCUGAAUGAAGAUCUCAACAGAGAGUGGAGAUGUGAAGUUACUCACAGAGAUCAAGUCAAGACCUCAGUCACAUACACUGUCAGGAGAUCAGCUCGAGCUGAAACAACGACAGCAGAAACUUCACGAGCUCCAGAUUCAGUGACACAGAUUCCAGUCAGCAGCUCAAACUCUGAGAAGAAAUCAGGAGAAACUCCAGCAGUUGUAACAUUCAGUUCAGAAACAGCACCAGUUUCAGACACUGAAUCAAGAUCUCUGCAUCGAGUGAUUGUGAUUAUUGUAGAGUUUGCAGUGUUUGUUGCUCCUACUGUGAUUCUUCUUCAGAUCAUCUGUAUGAGAAGAACUGAGAAGAAGAAAUCACAGCACCGAGAGGAAAUAGUGAUGAAUACGAGAUAAGAAUGAAAUACUCUUCUCAUGUAUCCUCGUGUCAGUCCUCAGUUACUUGCAUGCAGUUUAGAAAGAUCUUUACUAGCGCUCCAAACUGUAUAGAAAAUCUAGAAUAUUAAAUACAAGAAAAGCAGAGCUGAAUAGCAUCUGAUUACAUAUAACCUGGAUUACAUGAUCAGAUUAAAAAAAAUAAGUACUUUGUAACACCUAGCCCUCACCCGAGUACUAGCUGGGCUUACCCUCUGCUUCUUCUGCCUUCAUUUCCUGUUUAGAGGCCUUUAUAACCAGAGGCUUUCCAAGUAUUCCCAGUAUUACCUGCCUUACAGAGAGUUCUCUGUCUUCCCCUCUUGCUGAUCUUGUGUUUGAUUAUUGCCUUUUUACCUGUUUUAAGACCUUUGGAUUUUCCCUUCUGUGUUGUUUGCUGGAUUGGAUUGAUGACCUUCUGACCUUCUGCCUGCCUUCAUGUUUAUGAUUGUUGUCUCAGCCCUAAAUAAACUUCUGCAAAUGGU